Molecule: messenger RNA, 31909 nt
Organism: Dunckerocampus dactyliophorus (ringed pipefish)
Lineage: Eukaryota; Metazoa; Chordata; Actinopteri; Syngnathiformes; Syngnathidae
Gene: syne2b
Product: spectrin repeat containing, nuclear envelope 2b
Exons: 125
Coding region: 170-30814 (10214 amino acids)
Cellular component (GO): membrane
Molecular function (GO): protein binding
Source: RefSeq, a predicted model, not a curated record
CACUCAUGCUCCUUUGCACAGUCGUCUUCAGCUUUCACUGGAGCUGCUCCACGCGCACUGAAGAACAUCUUCUUGUUCCUCUUCUUGUUCUUCAGUAGUGGACCUGACUGAGUGUUGACCUUUGCUGCAUAGUGUCGCCAUGUUACACAGAGGCGGUCUCUGAGCGAGGAUGAUGUCGGAGGUGCACUACAGUGAGGACGUCAUGGGGGAGCGAGGGUCCGUCCCCCUAGACAUUGACAACGUCCACAUGCUGCUGCAAGUGGAGCAAGAACAGAUCCAGAAGAGGACCUUCACCAACUGGGUCAACGCCCAGCUGGCCAAGAGGAGGCCUCCGUGUAUGGUGGUGGAUCUCUUCAAUGACUUCCGUGAUGGAUCCAAACUGUUGGACCUGCUGGAGGUGAUGAGCAACCAACGCAUCAGCCGCGAGCGAGGGAGAGGAACGUUCCAGCAUAGGAGCAAUAUCGAGAAGGCCCUUGCCUUCCUCAGGCAGAAAUCAAUCAAACUAGUCAACAUCAACAUUCCUGACAUCAUCGAUGGCAAACCCUCCAUCAUCCUGGGCCUCAUCUGGACCAUCAUCCUCCAGUAUCACAUUGAGGAGCUGGCCAGCGCACUGUCCUUCAACUCUCGCCAGUCCUCCAUGGAGUCUCUGGCCAGUCUGGACUCUCGCUCCACGUGGUCUAGCCGCUCAGCCAGCAGCAGUCCUGUCCCCCGCCGAGGCUCACCGCUCCACGCCCGAUUCAGAGUGUCAGCCAAGAAGGCCCUCCUGCUGUGGGUCCGCGAGCAGUGCCACAAGGCCGGCUGUUCCGUCAAUGUGAAGGACUUCAAGGGCAGCUGGCGGAGCGGCGUGGUUUUCCUCGCCAUCUUGUAUGCCCUCAGGUCCGACCUGGUGGAUCUAUCCAAGGCCAGAACCAGGAGCAACAAGCAGAACCUGGAGGAGGCCUUUUGUGUGGCCGAGAGAGAGCUGAGGAUCCCAAGGCUGCUGGAACCCGACGAUGUGGAUGUUCGAGAACCUGAUGAGAAGUCCAUCAUGACCUACGUGGCUCAGUUCCUGCAGUACUCCAGAGACCUGCCCGUCCCUGAGGAGGACAUGCAGACACAAUACUUGACUCCUCCAAAAGCUCCUUCUCCUUUCAGCCUUCCCGUGCACUAUACGCCUGCUAUCUCUGCUUCGCCACUGCGCCAGGCGACACCUGACCGUAAAGCACAGGAGGUGUCGUGUUGGCUGCUUCAGGCCUACGAUGAGCUGCUGGAGGGCUGGGACUCCACCGAGGGCGAGAGCUACUCGGAACGUUACCACGUAUUCCAGACCUUUCUGGUGUCCUUCAAUGAGCAGCGACGCCCCAUCAUGCCUCUGCUGACCGCCAUGAGACGAAGCUCCAAGCUGAGCGAGGAGCAGCGAGCCCUCAGGGAGGCGUGGGAUGCCCUGACAGAGAAGCUACGAGACUACAAAAUAGAGUUAGACAUGAGGCUGCCGGCACCUCUGGACCUGGUGGCACGCUGGCUGCUGAGAACAGAGGCGGUCCUGGCCGAGGAAGAGGGCGACCCCCAGGACCAUGGCCGGGCUGCGGACGAAGCCAAGGAGAAACAGGAGCAACUCAAGGUCUGCCUGGAAGAAAUGCCCCAGCAAGUGAAGACUUUCCAGGCCUUCCAGAACCAGGAUGAUGACGGAAACAUGUUGGUCCCCACUGAAAAGAUGGAGGAGCUGAAGAGAAGGUUCACCGGCAUAAGAGUGACCGCCAAGUACCAUGGCAUCAAGCUGGAGUACCGUGAGGACCGUCACACAGUUUUGGAUCUGCUGGGGCAGAUCAGGACAAAAGUUCGGUUGUGGAAGAGGCCUUAUCUUUCCCCAGAGGCAGUUAGAGUGCUACUGCAGGAAUGGCAUGAGCUGGUAAACACUCAAGAGCUACCUUCUAUGUUGGAAGCAGCCCUUCAUAAGUUGAAGCUGGUUGCUGAGAAAUACGCAAGCAAGUCUGCCCUGGCUGCAGACUACCACCAUGUUUGUCAACAAGUGACGCAGCUUGAGGAGGACACGGUGGCAGUACUGGUGGAGGUAACCUCAGCCAAGAAUACCAUGGGACAGAUGUUGACUGCCUGGGACUCUUACAGCGACGGGAUCAGCUCCAUGCAGGCGUGGCUCGAGCAGAGUUUAGCCCGUCAAAGCUACGAUCACCAACCGAAGGUGACAUCCGAAUCCCUGGCUGAGUGGGGGUCCCGACAGGCUCACCUGAACGAGGUGGCAAACUUCCUGAUGGAGUCGACCGACCCACAGAUCAGCAGAAGCCUGGCGGCGGAGCUGCACAAACUCAAUGUGAAUUGGGACAAGUUUAUCCAGAGAAACACCUUGGACAUCACAGAUGAGUCUGAUGUUGAUAUCAAGACCAGACCCCAAGACCUUCAGACUCUGGUCAGGGAGGCCAGUCUUCUUCUCAAAGAGCCUCUCGAGACGAUGGCAGGUCCUUUACGCAUCUACAGAAAAAGAAUACAGUUCUUACUGAGGAAGAUAAAGGAAGUUGAUCUGGAAACUCUUGAUUCAUCUUCAGAAGGUCCAGCUGGUCAGUUACAGAAGCUGAAGAUGGCCAUGCCUGAAGCAAAACAGACUUUGUGCAAAGCAGAGCAGGUGUGUGCAGAGUUGCAGCACAGUGUUUCAGGUCUUGACAGUCGACUGGCUGAGCUAUUACACUGGGAGACUGAAGCAAGGGACCUCUACCAGCUGCUGAGGGCCACAGAGCGACAGCAGCAGAGAGGCCAGGAUCCAAGAGCUCGGAUCCUGAUAUCUCGUGGGCUCCAGUUGGAGGGUCAGGUGGUGACAGAGGAUCAGGACCUUCAAGUGUUAAUAAUGAAACAUCAGAAGAGCUCUCCCAUUCAGUACCUCCACGCCUCGGCCAUGCAAGGCCGAGUGCGGGCAGCUGUGGCUCAGUCACAGGAGGCAGUAGGUAUGCUGAGCAGCCUGGGAGCCAGAAGAGACAGAAGCAGGAGCCCCACAGGUGGGCCCCCAUCUAAAGUCUUUAUUCAGGCCAAAGCCAAGCCUCAUCAUCUAAGACAGUCUGACACUGGACCACCAUCCCAGGAGUGUGCUACCUUGUCAGAAUUUCAUCCAUCUCAAGAAGUGUUUGUGCCAAAGAUAGUGGUGCAGGAAUACAGAGAAGAAAAGAUAAGUUCACCUCCUCUGUUAUAUACUUCUGCACAAGCAGCAAUGCAGACUAGCCCGCCACCAGCAGAAGGCCAAACUCAGGCCUGGACAGUAAUGACAGAACGACAGCCGACUGCUGAGGACAUACAGCAGCAGCAUCUUAAAAGAACACCACAAGAGCCGAAGUAUGACCAAUCGCAAAUAGAAGUACGUGAAGAAAAAGAGAUAAUGAAGAAAGAGACACAAGUACAUAAAGAUCAGCCACUGGUAGACAGUAAGGAAUAUAAAUUGGAGCAGUUUGUGGUAACGCCUGUCGAGGUUGAAACAAAAGUCCCACAGACAAGUGUAGUACAGGAGCUGAUGCCACUAGUAAAGAAACCUCUCAACUCACAAGAACUUCAAUCCAAAAAGUCCCAGGCCUUGAAGAACCGCCCCUGGCUUCAAAAACCAGUAGAACAUGACAUUCAAAGACCAAAUAAGGUUUCACCUAAAGAACCAGUUCAGGCUACACAGCCACAGACAAUUAAAGACAUGACUGGGUUCACUGAGGUUACUCAUCACCAUACAGUAACCUCCAGUACACAGCCUGAGACCCAAGAUGAGUCGACUGGCCAGGCAACACAACAGAAAGAACAGCUAAUAGAACAACAGCAGAAACAACAGAUGCCAAUUGUAGCAGUACUACCAGAUAAAGACACAAGGAAUAAGUCAAAGACAGUAGAUCUGCCUCUUCAGCAAGAAAAGGUCAAAAGUCAGCCACCAGUAGAAAUGAGGGCUCAGUCUCAGGUUCAGCUACAGCCUCCAGCACAUGGCCAAGUUUUAGCACAAGGGCCGACCUGGGCUCAAGUAACACCUUCAUCUCCCAUGCAGGCUCCUUCUCUGCAGGACAAAAUUCAGCCACCUGUGCCUGCCCACAUUCAGGUUCGGAGUCAUCCACAGUCCUGGUCCCCUGUCAGGCCACCCUCCCCUAAACCACCAGCACAGAUACAAAGUCAGACCAAAGAAAUUGCUCACUCUCAAAGACAUCCUCAUUCAACUCAGCCGGAAAACCAACCAAUGCUUCAACUUCAAAGCCAUUCUCAUCCAGAGACCCAAACUAAAAUCUAUGCAGUUCAGCCCCAAACCAGUCCUGCACCCAUGGCUCCUACUCAAACCCACACCAUGUCACAGACAGUGGCUCAGUUCCAAGCCAAACCUCAACCGAUGGCCAAGAUUCAACAACAUGCUCAGCCAAAGACCACGCCAGAAAACCAAGCACAAAACUUUAUACAGCAUCAUCCAAAGACACAACCUCAACAGUAUGUUCCGCCAAUGGUUCAAACUCAAGCUAAACCUGAGCCGAUAGCAGUGGUUCAAACACAUCCUAUGUCAAAGGCUCAGUCUCAGAAGCAUGUUUACUCUGCAACUCAAACACAUGCCGAAACUGAGACUGCGCCCCAGAUUCAAGCGCCAACUCAGGCAAAGACAGAGUUGUUCACUCAUGCUCAAACACUUGGCCAUUCAAAACCUCAGCCAUGUCUGACACAACCUUUGAAACAACAUCAUCCUCAAGGUCAACCAGUAGUCCAGCCUCAGGGUCAUCCUUUGACUCAAUAUCACACUAUGUCUCAGUCAGCAGGCCAACACCAAGAACAUAUUUCUCCGGGCCACCUCGCCGCUUGGAGCCAAGGUAGCAGCUUCUCCUCAAUGUCGAUGAAACAUCCACAGGCUCCAGUGCAAACCCAGGUUUACCCUCAAAAUUACUCCCUGGCUCAGCAGUCAGCAGCCAAGCAAGAGCCACAAAAUAAAGACAUUGCCCAGCAAAGGCAUCACAUUUCCCAACCAUAUACUCAGCAAAUAGGUCAAGCGCCACAGCCUCAGGCUCCACAACCACCACAUUGGGCUCAAAGUGGUCAUCCACAAAGACCUCAAAUGGGGUCCACAGGGUAUUCUAACAUGGUGCAAUCAUAUAAUCAGUCUCAGAUGCAGAUACACUCACAUGCUCAACUCCAGACUCAAACAAUAUCCCAAAUAAGGCCCCAAAAUCAACAACAGCCACAGAUGCAAGCAUAUGAUGUGACUCCAAUGCAGACACAACAAGGCCAUAGUCAGCAACAGAUGUGGAUGCAGGCACCCCAUAGUUUCCAAUCCCACCCUUCUUACCCCCAGGCUCAGCAAUAUCCACCCGCUGAACAUCAGCUCCAAACUCAUCCUAAUAUCCGUGCUCAGAUACCUCAACAACUACACCAUACCGAUCUUCAGUAUCUUCCACAGCCUCACCUUCAACCUCAUGCGCAGGCCCAAUCUCAACCUCACAUUAAGACACAUUCACAAGCACAUAUGCAGCCACAGAUUCAUCUGUCCCAGCAAAAUCCUCGGCUCCAACAGCUACCUUCGCAAUUCAGACCAAUGGCUCAGACGCCAAACCAACCGCAGGUUCAGUCGCUGCCACAAUAUAUACCUGAACCACAUCCAGCACUACUACCUAAAAUGCCAUCAUCAACUCAACUCAUGGUUCAUUCACUGCCGCAAUAUAUACCUGAACCACAGCUACCACCUCACCCUUCAGUUCAGUCAUCCCCACAACCCAAGGGUCAGUCACUGCCCUUAUAUAAACCAGAACUACAGCAAGCUGCUCAACCCAAGGCUCAGCCUUCCACUCAAACCAAACCUCAAUCUUUGCAACAAUAUAAAUCUGAACCUCAGAUAGUGCCACAAUUGAAAGCUCAGCCACCAACCCAAGGUCCCAAGGUCCCAACACUGUCACAAUAUAUUCCACCACCCCAGCCACCUCCUCAACCCAAAGUUCAGCCAUCCACUCAAACCAAGGCUCUGUCAUUUCCACAUUAUAUGGCAGAACCCCAGCCAGCUCUUCAGCUCAAUUUCGCAUCAACUCAAACUAAAGGCCAACCACUACCACAGUGCAUACCUGAACCCCAGCUGGCUCCUCAGCCCAAAGAUUUAUCACCAACACAAAGCAGUGUAAAAUCAAUAUCCGAACCUUCACCUCAACUCCAGUCACCACAACUCAAGAUUCCAUCACCAGGACCUGAACCUGAGUCUCAAUCACAUUCACAGACCACUGUCCAGGUUCACCUUAAUUCACAGUCAGAACCUCAAAUUCAAUCUGUUCCGCAACACAAACAAAAACCACCCCAAGCAAUUCUCCAUUCCCAGGUCUGUGUGUUGCCUCAAUCCCAGGCAGAGUCACCAGACCUCUGCUUUACACCUCCGGUCCUUGCUCAAGCACCUCCCCAAGCAUAUUCUGAGGCCUAUGCUAAAGCCCAGGCUUUGGCUAGGAACGGCUUUGAGGAGGCUAAGCACUGCCUGCAGGGCCACAUCCUGGAGGCUAUCACUAUCUUCAAAGAUAAAUAUAUGCCAGACGAUCACACAUCGGUGACAGAAACUCUGAAAACCCUGGAUCCAGAGUUACUGGAGGAAUUUCUGAGAGCAGCCAAAGGCAUGGAAGCCUUCUGUACAGCUUCACAGCUAAAUGACAUGGACAUCUUCACUCAGUCUGUCAGGUCUCAGUGGGAGUCUUGCUUCUCAUCCGAUGGAAGCUUUGCCCAUGCAGGCCAGCAGCUGGAGGCCUUAAAAGAGUUGUGUGACAUGCUGAGUCCCGAGGAUGCUCAUCGCCUUGCCCACACUCAGCUAAAGGAGUGUGAGAGUAGCCUAGCUGCUAUCCAGCGCCAAUUCAGUGGAGACCAAGAGGCACCACUGCCUGAUUCAAGGACUCCUGUUGUAUGCAGUGUGGAUCAGACCCCACAAAAAGAAACUACAAGUGGAAAACCUCAAAUCUCAUCUGAGGUGUCCCAAAUGAAAACCAAAACAGCAACUGUAGAGCAAAAAGAGAUGAAAAAGCAGCCACAUGUUGGAGAAGAAGUAAUCAAAAAGGAAGCUUUAGAGAGAUAUGAUAAUUGCAAGAAGUCUCUGCAAGUCCAGCUGUCUAAAAAUGAACAGAGCAUCAAUGAUGUUCCAUCAGACUCUGUGACUCUAAAAGGUCUUCACACACGCCUCCAGGAAAUUCAGUUCUUGAGACAAGAGACAGAAUCUUUGUGGUCUGAGUUUGCAAACCAGUGCACCCAGUUGAGUGGAGACAUUGGUGUGGAGCAGGAGAAAACCGAGCUUGAGGAUCAGUGGCGAGCCCAACAGUCCAACCUUCAGAGGAGAGGCAGCUCACUGGGCACCGCCCUCAGACAGAUUGACUCCACAGAGAACCACAUGGUGGAUUUCAGUGACCGCCUGGACCGCUACCUGAGACAACCUAAAGACAUCACUGCCUUCACAUUGGCAAACACCAACAUCCUGAAGGACAUCAAGGAACUGGAUGACAAUAUCCAGAGUGAACUGGAUCAGCUUUCCCGUCUAGAGCCUGAGUCCAGCAACCUUGAUCCCAGAGACUGCUUAACUCUCUCCCGUGAGGUGGAAGCCCACAGAAGCAGCCUGGAUCAGCUUCGCCAACAAGUUCGCAAGAGUGAGGCAGCUGCUCGUGCUCUUGACCAUUUCCUCAUGUCACUCCGCACCUUAGGAGAGGAUGUCGCCGGAGUCCAGGGAGCCCCGUGCAGUGACGCAGCGAUCUGGCAAGACUGUCGUGCCAAGCUGACUCUCAUUAGACAGAGUGUGGACAGUCUGAAAGACAAAGCGCCACAGCUCGAUCUCCUGCUGCAGGGGGCCCGGCUGACGGUUACCAGGGAUGGUUCUCCUGCCUCAUGCCUGGACAUGGUCAGUGUCCUGCUGAAGAAGCUGGAAGAGGCUGACAGUGGACUUGUGGGACAGCAGCAGAGCCACAAGAGGGAAACCCAGAGCAAGUCCUUGGGCUUGAGGAAGAGGGCCCUGUUGGGAGAAGUGAGAAAGCUCCAGGACACCAUCGAAACACGAGGCCUCACCGAGGCCACCGUGCCAGCCGUGCAACAGAGGCUUCGGGCUCUGUCUGAUUUGGAGGCCCACCUGCAGACUCAGAACUUGGAGCUCCGAAGUCUCAGGGAACUUCCUGAAUGUCAAGGAGAAGGUCAAAAUCUCCUUCAGGAGCUGGACACUGAAUACAAGCAGACUGAAACAUCUUUGACUGACAGGAAGCAGCAGUGCAGCAUCCUGCUGGAGCUGCUGAAGACGUUCCAGAGCUGUCGCAGUCAGCUAAGCAGCACCAUGCAGAGAGCCGAGCAGGCCAUCGGUGAGCACACCUCCUACAUGGGCAAAGACAACCUUCAGAGGAUUAUAACCAAGGUCCAGGACAUUAAGAAGGAGCUGAGUGGUGUCAGUGAGCAAAUGGAUGAGAUCAGGGGAGUUUGUAGACAGCUGCAGGCCACACUCAAGAAGUUUCCGGACUGUCGGGAGGCACCAUUUGAAGCUGAGGCUGACACACUGAUGGACAACUGGCUGGAUAUGACAGAGAAAACAGACACUUACAUGGACAACCUUCAGGUGGGCUUGGAACUGUGGGACAAGCAGUUGAUGCUGGGCGGAGAGAUUGAUGGCUGGGCGGCCACCAAACUGGCGAUCUUUGCGGAGAGCCACCCCUUCCACAACCAGCAGCAAGUCAUAGCUAUGAAGGAUGAGAUCCAGGCCCAUGAGGAAAACAUACAACAUUUCCACAAGAAGUCUGAGGAGGUCCAGGAAAUGCUUCAAAGUCAGGACGCUCCACUGGAGCUGCAAGUGAUGGAAACGCAGCUGAGGAAAAGGAUGGAACAGGUGAAGGAGCUGUUUGCAGACUGCACUGAUGUGUUUGAGGAGCUGAUGGUGGUUAAGAAACAUCUUGAAGAAAAGAUUGAGGAGUGUCUGACAGCCAUUGGGAACAUCCAGUGUUCUGUCAGUAAGGUCCAGGCCUCAGAACCGGAGGUGGAGACCCAGAUACAGGAUCUGUGUGACAAACUAGAGGACCAGGAGGAGCAGGCUGAGUCCGUGCUGCAGGAGAUCACUCUGGUCACCAGCGUGGCCAGUCCCCAGGUGCUGGAGACGCUCUCGGUGGACUGUGGCCGACUGACAGACGCCAUCGCCCACACCAAGGACAUGAUCCACCAGAAGAGAGAGGAGCGGGAGAAAGGCUUGCUCAAGGUCAUUCAAGAUGAGAGACAGUCAUUUGAGGACUGGUUCCAGGACCUGCAGCUGGCCGUCAAUGAGUGCUUUGAGAAUCCGGAGAGCCGAUCAGAUGUAGAAACAUCUUUGCAAAAACUCACAAGCUCCUUGAGGUCCAACGAUGCAGAGCGACGUCUGGACCAGCUGAGAGAUAAUCUGGACAGAGGUCACCAGCAGAUUGAUGCUCAACAGCUAACUGAGCUUAGCAACUGGCUGAAGGAGCAGCGCGAGGAGGUGCUCACAUUUAAUAGCCAUUGUCUGAACAGGCAGAAACAGAUGGAGUCUCUACACUCAGACUUGAGCAGUCUGCAGACACUUCUUGACAGCUUCCACGAGUGGCUGCAGGGCAAAGAGAAACAAAAUACAACGCCUCCCAAGGCCAAACAUCUCCUCAAGGACCUCCAGGAUGAGAGCCAAAGAGCAGACGCCCUCAUUGAGCAUCUAGCUUCAGUGCGCAGGCAGGGCGUCAGAGCUGACAGACUCCUGAAGGACGGCGACAACGUUUUACAGCGCUACCGAAAGCUGGAAGCCAGGUUGCAAACACAGGCAGAGGCUCACAGCAUCUUAGAGGUGGAAAUUGAGCAGUUUAUAGUCCAGGCUGAGAGCAUCAAAACCUGGUUUAAAGACCUCCUGCAGCCCCUCACCUUAGCAGACGGAGUCCAGCAGUGCAAGGAGAUGAGCCACAAAGCAGAGGCUGUCCUGAGCACAAAAGCAGAAGGAGACUCGAAGGUGAACCAACUCCGAUGUCAGAGCCAGAGUCUUUGCGAGCAGGAACAGCUGGAGCAGAGCAGGAAACUGGAAGUCCAGCAGUCGCUCCGAGACGUGGAGAACGAGUGGCAGGCUAUCCUGCAGGCUGCUGAGGAUGCGCUCAAGAAGGCGGAGAUGCAAGCGUGCUUAGAUCGAGAAGUGGAUGCUUUCAAAGUCCAGAGUGACAGCUUGCAGUCCUGGAUCUGCGACUUGGAUGACAAUCUUCAGUCUCCUGGUGGUUGCACAGAUGAAAAGCUUCAUGACAUUCUGCUUAUCAAACCUGACAUGGAGUUGAAGCUCCAGCACCUAAAGGGGCAGGGCCAGAGUCUGUGCAACAACCUGGAUUUGGAUGAAGGCUUUCGUCAGGAGGUCCAGGAUACAAUAGGACGCACAGAGGAGCGGUGGAGGAUGGUAAUGACGGCUGCUGAUGAGGUGGAGACUGCAGCCGCCACCGACAGGGACAUUGCUGCACUCCGAAGUCACAUAGAGAGCACUCAGUCCUGGAUCAGGGAGCUGAGGCACAAGCUCCUGUCACUUGGCAGCCACAUGGCACUACAGGAAAGACUGCAAGUUACACAGGCUGUUAUGGCAUUCCAACAUGAUGGCCAAUCCAAAGUUCUGGACUUAAAGAAGGAAGAGGAACUUCUGUGGGAAAAGCUGGAUGAAAGCAGGGGGCUUGAGGUAGCACGGCUGGUAAAAGACGUGGAGCAACAAUGGAGGUCUGUCCUGCAGACCUGCAAAGAGGCUGAACUGCGAGGUUUUGCUGACGACUUUGAGACUCAGAGUAAAAACACGCAGUCGUGGGUGAGAGAGCAGGAAAGGCAGCUGCAGUCUGUCAGUGUCCAUGCUCCACCUGAAGACAGAUGCCGCACAGCCCAGGACGUACUGCAGUCCAAACCUGAUGGCGACUGUCAGGUGAACAACCUGAGGAGACGGGGCCAGAGUCUCUGUGACCGUCAGGAUGUGGAAGAGGGUAAAAAAGGUCAAGUCCAGCAGACGGUCCGAGAGACAGAGGAGCAGUGGAAGAAAGUUCUGCAGGCUGCUAGAAAGCUGGAAGAGGACACAGGAGCGCAGAUGAACCAGGAAAUGGAGAGGAGAGAGUUGGAGCUGACAGGUUUCAAAAACUUUCAUCAGGAAACUAGUAGCUGGCUUUCAGACCUCCAACAUCAGCUGGAUUCCCUAACCAGUCAAGCUACAGCGCAAGGUAGACGACAUGCUGCACAGACCAUUGUUGACUGCAAGUCUGAGGGGGAUAGUAAACUCCAGGAGAUGAAGAGACGCUGCCAGAGUUUGUAUGCUGACAAACUGGAGGAACACCAGAAACUGGAUCUUCAGCAGAUGGUACAGGACGCAGAGGACCAGUGGACCAAAACUCUCCAGAGUGCCAAAGCGAUGCUGGAUGCAGCAGAGAAGCAAAGCGCUCUGCAGUGUCAGCUGAGGGAGCACAAAGAGUCCAGGGAAAAAGUCCAAGCCUGGCUGGAAGAAAAGCGACAGAACCUUCAUUCCCUAAACUGUCACAAAGAUCCUGAAAUGACAAUAAACACUGCACAGACCAUCCUGAGCUCCAAACCAAACAAAGACUGUCAGCUGGCAGAGCUGAGAAGACAAAGUCAGAGUCUCUGUGAACAUGAUGGAGUGGAGGACACUGCCAGGCGGGAGUCUGUACAAGCAAUCACAGAUUUGGAGGAGCAGUGGAGGACGUUGCUCCACGAUGCUGAGAACUCACUGAAGAAAGCAGAGGUUCUUUACUCGCUCUCCAGGGAGCUGCAAGCCUUCUUCAGCCAGGCAGCUAGCACUGGCACCUGGUUGGAGGAGUUGCAGACACAGCUUGAGAACACCGGGACAGGCACUCAAGGCAGCCAAGUCCAGAUAGAGGACAGACUGAAUAUGGCACAGGUCAUCUUGAACUCCAAGUCCAAUGGAGAGACUCGAGUGAUGGAGCUGAAAAGGCGUGUGCAGAGUCUGUGUGAACACAAGGAUUUGGAGGAGGACAAGAGGUUGGAAGUCCAAACACAGAUCAAAAAGGUGGAGGAUCAGUGGAGGACAAUCAUGCAGGCUGCGGAUGAGAGGAGCAGACUAUUACAGGGUGUCAUGGACCUCCUGGUGCCCUGUCGGUACCAGCGAGGACAAGCUGAGGCUCGUUUGGUGGAGCUCCAAGCACAGAUAUCCAGUCUGCCUCAUGUCUUCCCCUGGCCGGGUCUGGGGGAGCGAAGGCAGGCGGUGGAACAAGCCCGGGCCCUCCUGGACAGGAGCACAGCCCUUGGUCCCCUCUUCUCUGAUCUACACACCCAGGCUGCAGAACUGUGGGAGACCACCCGGGACCCCGACUGGGCUGAUUCUACCUGGGGGGGCUUGGAGGAAUCCAUCCCAUUUCUGCUCAAAGAGUUAACUGAGGCACUGGCAAACCUGGAGCAAGGAAUCAUGGCGGAGAGGCAAUGCACACAGCUUGUGGAGCAGCAUGAAGCAGCACAGGACUGGUUGAGAGAGCAAGUUAAAGCCCUGGAAGCUCCUCCAGAUGACAGACAAGGUCUUCACAGUGCCAUCAACACCCUGAAGGCUUUACUCCAGACUGUGGAUCGGGAGCAGAGAGAGAUGAAGGAGCUGGAUGCUGCCAGAGAUGAUCUGCUCAGCCUCUGUACACCUGGUGGCCGUGAUGCCCUGACCCUGGAGGUCAGCCACCUGCAUGAGCUCUGUAGCACCUCUGAACUGGACGUAAGGGAGCGCCUGGCGGCCUGCGAGGCCCACUUGCAGGACCUGGAAUGCCAGGAAGCCCAGAGGACUAAGGAGCUGAUGGAGAGAGCAGCUGCUCUGCAGUGGGAGCUGCGAUCUCUGGAUCAGGCCCUCACAUAUAGCGAAUUGCAGGACAACAUUGAGCAGCUCCAACAGCAUUGGCACAGCCUGCAGAAUUGUGAAAAGUCUCUUGCGGAGCUCUUUGUGAAAGUUGAACAGCUGUACCAAGAUGUCAGUUCUGCCGAUGAGAUGCCAACAGAAAUAACCACCACAGUAGAAUCUCUGCGCCAACAACAUGACAGUUUACAGACCAGGCUUAGCGAGCAUCAGCAAAGCUGCUCCACGAACGCUGCUCGCUGUUUGUCUGAUUCUCUCCGAGCACUGCAGGAAUGGAAUCACACCAAGCCUUCAGAAUCCACUGUAUCUGUGCAGGAGACAGCAGAGGAAGGGGAAAAGAUGCAGGCUGUUCUUCUGGAAGCACUUUCCCAUCAACAGUUUUUGAGUGAUUGUCUGAAGCAGGAUAUAUUAGACGAACUUUCAAAAGACAGUUCUGAAGCACUCAGACAAGCAGAGACACUUCAGAUGUCUCUCUGCCACAAGUUAAAGGAUCUUAUGGAGAGAAGUGAACCAAAAACUGAGGGUCAGUCCAUUGAUGUUAAUAAUCAUUCGAAAGAGAAAAAGACAUCUUUGGUGGCGCCGCCACGGAAAAACAAACAGUCCACUGAGAAAAAGUCUGAAGCUGAGUUCCAACAAAACAUUCCCUCAACUAACACGUCUACACUGGAUCAGGAUGACUUGUCAGUUUCAUCGAGGUCCAGUGAGCCAACUGACACUGCUGUUUCUGAAGAAACAAAAGAUAUUCCAACAAAGAGGAAGUCGAAGACCCAGGAUGUGUCCCUGGCUCCUGUAGCUACAGGUGAAAUUGUUGAUGUGGAAGCUAAGAAAACUGAACACGAAUCAGAAAAUACAUUGGACAGGGGGAAAGAUGAAGCUGUUUUUAUGGAACAGAGUAAGCUUCUACCACCAAAAAGAAAGGCAAAGCCCGCAGAGAUUCCUGAUAUUAAUGAGGCAGCAGAGGAAAAAGAAGGAACUGAACGGCUUCAUGGUGCCACAACUCUACAGCCAGUCUCUGCCAGUUCUGCAGAAGCAAACCAAGACUCGAAAAGCAGGGAUCCUACUUUAACUACAGAAGAGUACACAAGAAUAUCUGAUGCAGCUGUUGUGGAAGCAAAGAUUACACCACCCAAAAGAAAGUCAAAGAUUUCACCAGAGCUGCCUGUACAAGAGGAGCCAAUUGUGACAAAAAAAGAAUCUUAUCUGGAACCCAAAGAAGAAAAGCUUACAGAUGACAAAAAACUUAGUGGUUGUGAUGAUUCAAACCUCCAAGAAGCAAGAAUAAACUCUCAAAGUGGGGAGGCUUCUGUAGUUGCGCAACUCGUCUCAGGAAUCAUUGAGGCUGCUAUGAAAGACAUUGGGUUACCUUCGGAGAAAGAUCAGCUAGAACUGGAGAGUAGAAAAACUUCACAAGUUGUCACAGGAACCCCUGAAGUUGUUGCAGAGGAAGGAAGGAUCAUCCCACCCAAAAGAAAGUCAAAGAGUUCAAAGAUUUCCCCAGAGCUGCUUAAACGAGAGAAUCAAAUUUUGACAAAAGAAGAAUUCCAUCUGGAACCCAAAGAGGAACAGCUUCUCGAAGACAAAGAAAGUGCCUGUGACAAUUCAGGUGACAAUUCAAACCUCCAAGAAGAAAGAAAAGACUCUGAAAGUGGGGAAGCUUCUGUAGUUGCUCAACUCGUCACGGGAAUCAUUGAGGCUGCUAUGAAAGACGUUCGUUUACCUUCAAAGAAUGAUCAAAUAGCACUGCAAAGUAGAAAAACCUCAGAAGUUGUCACAGGAAUCCCUGAAGUUAUUACAGAGGAAGGAAGGAUCACCCCACCCAAAAGAAAGUCAAAGAGUUCAAAGAUUUCCCCAGAGCUGCCUAAAACAGAGACUCAAAUUUUGACAAAAGAAGAAUUCCAUCUGGAACCCAAAGAGCAACAGCUUCUCGAAGACAAAGAACUCAGUGCCUGUGACGAUUCAUGUGACGAUUCAAACCUCAAAAAAGAAAGAAAAGAUUCAGAAAUUGGAGAAGCUUCUGUAGUUGCUCAACUCGUCACAGGAAUCAUUGAGGCUGCUAUGAAAGACAUUGGUUUACCUUCAAAGAUUGAUCAAAUAGCACUGCAAAGUAGAAAAACCUCACAAGUUGUCAUAGGAAUCCCUGAAGUUAUUACGGAGGAAGGAAGCAUCACCCCACCCAAAAGAAAGUCAAAGAGUUCAAAGAUUUCUCCAGAGCUGCCUGAAAGAGAGGACCAAAUUUUGACAAAAGAAUUCCAUCUGGAACAGAAAGAGGAAAAGCAUCUCGAAGACAAAGAACUCAGUGCCUGUGAUGAUUCAGGUGACGAUUCAAACCUCCAAAAAGCAAGAACAGACUCUGAAAAUGCGGAAGCUUCUGUAGUUGCUCAACUCGUCACAGGAAUCAUUGAGGCUGCUAUGAAAGACGUUGGUUUACCUUCAAAGAAUGAUCAGACAGAACUGGAUUCCUCAGCUUCAGUUGUCACAGGAAUCCCUGAAGUUGUUGUGGAGGAAGGAAAAAUCUUUCCACCCACAAGAAAGUCAAAGGACAUGAAACUGUCACCCAAACUUCCAUCCAAAGAUGUCACAGUGUCCACACAAAGGUCAUUUGAUUCCAGAGAUGACAGUGAAAACUAUGAAAGUGGAAAAACAUCUUCAGAAACACAUGCAGUCACAACAACACUUGAGGCUGCUACUGUGGAUGAAAGAAACACCUCACCACCCAAAAGAAAUUCAAAGAGAUCAACAGCUUCUCCAGAACUUCCUAAAAAGACAAAAGAAGAACUUGAUAGUCAAACACCUUGCUCCAUUACAGGAUUUUCUGAAAUGACAGUUUUUGAAGAAUGUAAACUAAAAGAAGAGGCAGAAUCUGAACAGAAAUCUUCUGAUUCUGUAGAGGAGGCUGAGGUCGUUAUCAUUGUCUUGCCAACUGAAAGAAAAGCAAAAAGUGUUGAUGUUUCCACACUGUCAGAUUCAGCUGUCGAUAAAGAAACUGACUUGCAGCCUCAAGAAGGUCGGCAACAAGCAGAAGCAGUGGUAAUAGCAAAAACAUCUGAAGAUGCCUUUGUAGAAAAGAUCUCACCACCAAAAAGAAACCCAAAGAGUGGAAAGGUUUCAUCAGAAACUCCUAAAUUGCCAACCAGGAGAAAGUCAAAAAAUCAGGAUGUUCCCACAGUUUCCGUAGAGCCAGUUAUUGUUGCCAGUGGAGGUUUUGAGCCCAAUUCUGAAAAUUCAAGACAAAGCCCAGUUGAACAGCUGGUAAAAAGUAAACCUGAUGCUGCUGUUUUGGAGGAUAGAAAGCUCUCGCCACCAAAAAGACAGACAAAGAGUUUGCAGACUUGUCCAGAACCUGAGAAAGGGGAAGAUCAGAGUGUCAUAAAAGAGAAAAGACCAAAAGAGGACAAAGAGCAAGAUACGGAAGAAGUCCAAACACAAGUAUCAAAACAUGACAUGCAUGAUGCUAUCAUGAGCCUGCCAGAAGAGUCUGUUGUACUAGAAAACAAGAGCAACGAUAUGGCUACCCCUGGCGUUCAACCAAAGACCAAGUGGGAUGAGACCAUGCCUGAGAUGCCUGUUCUUGCACAUAAAGAUGAAACGCUUACAGAAAUUAUCUUAGCUGAACAAACCAUGACACCAAUGCAAACUGUAAUUGAGCUGGAACUGCUGGACACAACCAGGGAAAGACCUGAAGAAGUGAAAGAUGGUAAAGUCCAGGUACAGGUUUGUGAUGAUAAUGCCGCCAUGAGCUUGGAAAAAACAUCUGUAUUCUUAGAAAGAAUCCCAGAGAGGGCUGGUGUAGACACCUUCGAACUAAAUAUACAGAGUCAAGUUGAGGAUGGACAACUCUCUGUUGUGAGCAGUGCUGAACAGCAAGUGCUCCAAACUGAAUCUGGUCAAUCCAGCUCUGUGGUUUUUACAACACUUCAGCCAAAUAAAACUGAAUUGAUAGAAAUAAUAUUAUGUGAACAGGCCGUGGAAAAGAAAUACCAGACUGACACUCGGGUGGAAUGUUUAGAAACCAGCCAAGAAAGAUAUACUGAGACAGUGGAACAAACAGCCGCCAUAUCUACAAAUUGUAUGCAAGAUACGGCCAUGACUAUUCACAUAGGACCUAAAGUGAAUCUUUUAAAGGUAGAUAUAACAGCAUGUCAAGAGGAACAAGAAAACAGGCUAGAAACAGGACCAACAAGAGAAAUAGUUCAAAGUAAUAUUCAGGGUGAGAGACCUCCAGAAAACAAAGCCAUCUCAGAUCAGGGUCUACACAAUACAGCAGAUGAGGAGUUACCAGAAAGGCAGCAGAUUGUAAUUGAAAGUCAUUCUGCUCAGCUCCUCAGUGACGUUUCAGCAGAGAAGCCAUGCGAAGCAGAGACAGAAUUGUUGACAACUACUGGAGGAAGCACCAAAGAGGUCCAGGGUCAAGCAUCUUCAAGUGCUGAAGGUGAAAAAGCUUCAAAAGACAAGACUAAUGAUAGGGAGAAAAACAAACCUACAACAGAAAUGUCAUCGGAGGAAAAGAAAGAAAUCAGCACUGAGAUACAUGACAACAAGACUCAAAGUGAAGUGGGUAGACAUAUUUCUGUUGCUUUUGAGCCAGUUCAGCCACUUGAAAGUGGGGGCAAGAAGGAAGAGGCUGAGUCAAUUCAAAAUAAAGUUCAGUCACAACUAGGUGCUGAAUCCCUUGGACAGGAAGAGAAGCAGUCGAGGCAGGAAUCGAGUGUCCAGUAUGAUAGAUUUACAGUAACCAAUGGUGAGGCUGCCAGUGGUAUUCAGCCUAUUCGAUCAGCCAUUAAAAUGAUGGAAACAGAAGUUUCAGUGUUUGCUGACCCUCAUUUACACCCUGAUCCAGAUAUGGUCUCUGAAACCGAAACAGCAGAACAAAAAAACAAUACAACAAAAGAGGAAGCUGAUCAUCUGAUAAGUAGUACAAGACAAAAGGAACAUGGGAAGAUCGUUACCCACACAAACACCACAACAAGCACCUCUGAGCAAAAGGUUUCAAAAUAUGCAAGCUCUAAAUUUGAUCAUGAUGGACCAGAAACAUCUGCGAUGACGGACAUCUUCUCAGCGAUACAAACGACCACAGACACAAGACUUCUAAAUGAGGCUGGAGCGUGUGAGGAUUCUCUGGCAGAACUCAUGACUUCCAGCAGUGACCUGGAUGAUCGCCGGUGCAGGCUAGUGUCAAAACUUCUGAGCUGUAAGAAUCACCCUUGUGAGCUGCAGCCAACAGUAAUGACCCAGCAAGUGAAGGAGGCUCAGGAAUGUCAAGACAUGGCCCAGGACCAAGCAUCACUGCUGUGCCAGCAGAGAGAAGCAGAUGCUGAGAACUCAGAUACAUUGAAGUUCUUGGAGGACCAGUGGAGCGCUGCUGCUCAGGAUGCAGCUGCUGUCGUCCAGAACAAAGUGGCCCAUCUACAGCUGGUGCAGAGCUUCUGUCAACAGACUCACGAAGCCAAGACCACACUGGAAAGACUGGAAACUGAACUGGAUGCUGUGAGAAUUUCCCUGGCAGAGAGCAGCCACAAGGAAGCAGAUCAGCUGAAGUCCAUAAAGAGAGAUAUAGAGGAAAACAGGAGCACCCUUGGGAAGUUGGAUGGGAUCCAUACAAAGCUGUAUCCUGUUCUUAGUCGCUCUCAUCAAGCAACUGCAAAAAAUCAGCUUCAGACUCUACAUCGGGAAUGGAGAGACCUGGAGAGAGUUGUGGAGAAGGCCUUGCAUCAUGCUGAUGUCCAAUACCAAAACGCCAGCAGCCUUUUGCUGGAGCUAUCAUAUUUGCGGGGACACUUAGAAUCAAUCAGUGAAGAACUUGAAGCCAAACACCCGCAAGUAUGCCAGUGGGAUUACAAGAAGGCACAGCAGUUGAUGAUGGCACGUGCCGAGGUUAAAGCUGCUCACGUGAAAUACCAUGAUCUGAAAGAAAGGUCGCAGGCACUACUUCCUAGUUUAUGGCCAAAAGAAACAGCAGAGAUAAAGAAAGGUCUGCUGAAUGUCAAAGACCAACUUUGUCUCACAGAAGAGUGGCUAUCCUCUCAAAUUCAGAAAAGCAGUAAUCCCAUCAUGGAGAAAGUUAUGACAGUGGUGAGGGAUGGCCUCUGCUGGGCCAAGCAGAUUGAAAGUGAUAUUGAAGGCAGGCGAAAGACGGUGUCUCUACACCCGGAGGCGGUUCACCAGCAGCUCAGGGAUCUGAAAAAGCUGCAGUCUGAGGUCACAGUCACACAGAGUCAACUAAAAUCACAGGCCAAGGAGAUAACAGGGUAUCUGCCACAGCUGGACCCGGCUGAGGAGACGCCUGUGGUGCAUUCAUUGCUGGAAUCGCUAGAACAACUUUCAAAGUCAAUAACUGAGAAGCUAUCCAAGGCCAUCAAGGACACAGAAUCCUGUCUGCAGGUCAGGGAAAAGCUGUCUGAACAGAUUGCAGAUCUAGACACCUGGGUUGGGACACAUCUGCAAAGAGAGACAGCCAAGAGCAUAAGGGGGAACUUCAUGAGUCCUGCUGAAAUUGAUCACAGUGAGAUCCAAGAGACACUAGUUGAGGCUGAAAAGCAGUCUGCUGCCUGCAAGGCUCUUUUAUUAAAGAGUAAAGACAUUGCCUCUGAGCUCAGCAUCAAAGAGACUUGCCAGCUUUUUGACAAGCUUACAGGCCUCCAGGAAGACAUCUACACGAUUAGCAGCUACGACACGGUCAACAAAACUGAGCUGGAUGAACAUGAGCGAUCUUUAGAAUCAAACAAGCAACAGCUAGCCACGAUUGAAAAAUGCCUGAGGCAGAUGCAAGUACACCUGGGAAAACUAAGGUUUCCUGUCACAGUAGAAUCCCUCCAAGUUUUGGAACCUUUCAAGCAAAUGCUUUUGGAGCACAAGUCAGAGAUUGAUACGCUCCAUUCCUGGAUUCCAGAAGAAAAGACUAUGGAACUAUACUCAGUCACUGUUGAAAUUCACAACAAAAUGACUAGUCUGCCAAUGAAGGCCAGAGAUCAUGAGAGGUACCUCAACAUGAGGCAAUGUGUGGAAGACAUUAAAGAGGCUGUUGAGGAACAGGUCAACCAAACCAGAGAAGAGAGCAGGGAGGUGGUGGAAAAGUACAAGAUCUGUCAAAAGCUCCUCCUCCAGUUCCCUUUGAUAAAAAAGCUAUGUGACGAGGUUGGAUCUAAACUCCAGAUGAUCUUGGCUGACCUAUACCCUUCACAGCUGAGUUCAGAGCAGCAUAGACUUCAACAAAAUGAAGAGACCUUCAAAAUCCUGGAGAUGAAAACCCUAAACAAUCUCAGCCUCAUUGAGUGGUGUCUGCUGAAGGAAGUGGAUCUCGACUCAGAGAGGAAAGCCACUCAAGCCUUUUUGUGCGAAACUCAUCAGGAACUCCAGAAACCCCGACAGAUGGAGCCACAUGAGAGCUCCAUUAAUAAGGAAUACCAGAAGAUAAUGUUCUUGAAAAAGACUGUUGAAUCAAGAAUGAGAGCCUUGGAUCUUCUAGAACAGAACAAAGAAAACACUGACGGAACUAGCUCUUCAGAUCUUGAAGACUUGAAGAAUGAAGUUCUAAGUGAAUGUGACUCACAAAUGGAGAAUAUCUCUGAUGCAAGGAUAUCUCUGAGAAACUACACAUGUACUGUAAAACAAGCACUAAAGUUCCUGAGGGACUCUGAAGUCUCUCUGCUGCCCCCUCUGGGCUCAACUGGAUUCUGCCGUGAAAAGCUGGAGGAUACCCAGAUGGUCUUGGCCUCCCUGGACGAAAACGUUCAGACUUACAUGGACCAACUGAAGGGAGAAGCCCCCCUGCAUCCUUACCUGUCCCCUGUGGGAGUAGAGCAACUCCAAGAGGCCAUUUUGAGCCAGUUCCUCGUGAGGAUGUCCACACUUAAGGCAAAGGGCUACCUACAUUUGGAGAAUCUUACAAGCUGUGCUGAAACUUACAGAAAUUACACUACAUUUAAUGACAACAUCAGUCUGAGUGUGAGGAAUGCAGAGGGGAGCCUUGCACAGGUGGUCUCUCAGAAGGUCAACUCUCUGGCUGACUGCAGUGACCAGUUAACAAAGGUUGUGGCUCUGCAAGAGGAGCUGGAUUGUCUGAAGAAGCAUCUGGAGGAGGUGGUGGAGUGGUGUCCAGAGCAGAGCUGCCGUGGACACCGGGAAACCUCAACGGCUGCCAAGUGGAGAUGCAUAGCAAGACUCAGACAUUGCUCUCAGCAGCUGACUGCAAGACUCAAACAAAGGAUUGUAGAAUGGAGUGACAUCACCUGCAGUGUGGAGAAUGCAUCUGCUCUACUGCAGCAAAUGGAGGUAGAGCUCCCUGAGCCCGUCCCGUUGAAUGCAUCUACCAAUGAGCUUCAUGACCUGCAGCAGUCGUGGGAACAAUACCAGGACAGACUGGACUGUGAACACCGCUCCCUUUCUGCCCUUGAAUUACGCAUUGCCAGGCUGCUGGGUGUCCCUGCCAACGUGGAACAGGCUCCACCCACUCCACUCUGCCAGCAGCUGCAAGCGAUGCAGGCCAGGUACAACAGUGUAAAGCAGAGGAGCCUAAAGGGUUUGGAGUAUAUCAAGCUAGAUCUGGAGGAGAAAGAAAAAGUGCAGGAGGAGCUACAGGUUGUUUAUGUUUGGUUGACAGCUGCUGACAGUCUGUUGUCAGAGAUGGAUCCAAGCAGCAACAAAGCACAGCUGAAGGAGAUCCACGGCCAGUUGUGCAUCCAGAAGGCUCUGGUCCAUCGUAUCACAGAAGGCCUCAAGACAAAGUACUUACAGGUGGUCCCAGUUGAGAUCGCUGGCCAAGUGCAGGAGAUCCAAAAAACUCUGCAACAAGUCGAAGUUAAGGUAGAAGAGGCAAUAGAAAAAAGUGGCCUUGUGAACAGAAUUGAUGCAAAGCUGCUGGAGACCCAAGCUGGCCUGAGGUCAGUGCAGGAGACGCUGGAAGAGAGAAGUUCAACUGUGAAAGACGCAAAGGUUACUCAGAAGCUGGUGUGGGACGAGUUAGACAAAUGGCACUCGUGUGUGGCAGCGCUGGAAGCCGACAUGCGGGACCUGGAGCAUCCACAGCAGGCGCUGUCCAUCGUAGAGAGGCUGAUGGAGGUGCAGCAGCUUCACGCCCAGCUAGCCAAACAGGCAGAGCAGAAGACAACCCUCCUCAGCAAGAUGCAAACGUGGCUUCAGGAGCAUCAGGAAAUGAUCAACAGCUCCAAGAGUUGGAUGGCCGAGGCUAAGUCGUGGCUCGCCACUCCCCGCACGUACACCACGGCUAAGUGUCUGAGCGACCAUGUCCAAGAUCUGCAGACAGUCUUGAAUGACUCUGCACAGAUCCGAACCACUUUGCAGGGUUUCAGUUCGGUCCUGGAGGAAAUGUCUCAAGUGGUGGAUGUCUCAGCUCUGCGAGAACAACUCAUCCAAGCGGACUGCCAAGUGGCAGCCGUUGAAGACAGCUUUGCAGCUCCUUUGUCUCAACUCGAGCAUGCCGCCACUGAGGUGGACGUGAUCGAGAGCGAGGUCAGAAAGAUGGAGAGGAAUAUUGCUGAGAUCAAGACUAUCUUAUCUUCUCCAGAGGUGCUGCCCAGCCCCAAAGAAAUACGUCUCAAGAUGGUGGAACAAAGGAUCCAGACCAUGAGGAGCAGCAUCGCCGACAUCCAGAAGGCAAAACCUGGACUUAAUCUUCCAGAGAAGGCAGAGGAGACACUGACCGUCUUCAAUGUCAUCGAUCAGCUGCAAACGUUGCUGCUGGAACUGGAGAAGAAAGUCCCAGCUCUCUUUAUCCAGCAGCUUCCCACACAAGUCCUGCAUACCACAUCCCAAGCAGGACCACUCAAAUCCAGCCCAGAGGAAGCUGAGCAGGAGGAUGCCGAACAGGGCCGGAUCAUGAUCGCUCACGUUGAGGACGAUGUGCUGCAACGUUCUGGAGCUGCGUUGAUGAGGGUGGAAAGAGCGACACCUGAGCAGAGACAGUCAGGAGCAACGGACAGCCCGAUGCGGCAAGGGCACGGCGGUGGCGGCGAGGCCUUCCCUGCUGAGGAGGCCUGGCAGGCAGUGGGAGGGCAGGAGCAGAGAGUGAAGGGAGGUGGAGGAGGUGUUUUGUGGUGGCUCUGGGAUGCUUUCCUGGGUGGUUCUUCUGAGGAACCCCCUGAAAAGAGCGAAGCUUCCAGCGAAGAAAGCGCAGAGAGAGAGUCACUAGAUGACACACAGGGUGUGUGUGGUGCCACAGACCAGAGUUCUUCUGAGGAUCUAUCCGAGCCGCGAGACACAGACAUCAGAAGCCCGAACCUCCGUGAGAACAUGGUAAACACGUCCUCCUCCACCGUAAACGUCUCCAAAGAUCAGCAGAGAUGCGUGCUCCGACCCGGCUCGGCUCUUUCACCUGCAGCAGGUGCUUGUGUUUGUGUGCAGGGCGGGGGACCUGCCCCCGCUAGGCUCUGCCCCUCAGAGGGAGCCCUCCACGCCAGUCUGGAGCGUGUUGGUCAGCUGGAGAUGUGGCUGCACAAGGCACGCGCACCUCUUGAGGCAGGCGGUACCCGUGACAUACAGGACGGCGUGGAGCGACAACUCCUCACCUGCCAGGAGAUGUUUCUGGAGAUCGAGCAGAAGGUGUCCAUUCUCUCGGAGCUGGGCCUGGUGGCCGAGCAGCAGCGCGACCAUAUCGGGCCGCAGGGCGCCGCCGAGUCCCAGCGGGAGGCGGCUGAGCUGCUAGCAUCCAAACUGGAGGACCUCAAGUCCAACCUGGUGUCCUUCCAGCAGCUGCUGCAGGACAAGCAGGGAGAGGAGAGGAGGCUCACCCUCAAGGAGACACAGAAGACGGUGGAUCGCCCUCUGGCGGCCACGCUGAGACACAGCAGCAGCGUUCAGGAGAUGUUCUCCUCUCCGAGGAAUAAACUCCUCCGUCAGAGCAGCUUGCAGCAACAGAAGGAAUUGGAGCAGCAGCUGAGCGAGCAGCGAGGUUUGACGCAGGCCAUCGCUAUCGCCAGCGCUCGCCGCCUGAGCCAGGAGCCCCAAGAGCAGGUCCUGCUGUCGCCACGGAGGCGUCCCGCUGAGGACGAGGACGACAGUGCUCGUGAGACGUGGGAUGGUCUUCACAGUCAGCUGCUGGCUGUGGAGGAGAGCUGCCUGCUUCCUCCUUCUGAGGUGACAAACUCAUCUGCGAGGAGUUGGGAUGGAGCAGCGGGACGCGUGAUUGGCUCUGACAGCCUCAAAGAACUUCAUGCUCACGUCGGACGCCUCCGAGAUCUUGGACGGUCGGCCGAGAGGACAUCAACUGUGGACAUCCCUGAUGGUGCCCUUGAAGAGGACGUCCUUCAUGUACUGUGCCAGUUGUCCUGCUUUCUGACCUCCAUCAACCAUCUGCUCCACAUUACUGGAGUCGCGCAUGAAGACGAGGAAGACCACCAGAGACGAGUCCACCUGCAGACGCUGGCCACUGACAUGUCCACCCUUCACAUUGAGUUGGCCACUCAGGGGUCAAAGGUAAUGGGUGUCCUGGGGUCAGCCUGUGUCCAGCAGUGUGUGGACGACCUCUGCAGGAUCCUUCCUGCGAUGCAGGCAGCGCUGAUCAGUCGAGACAGACAACUUGAAAAUCUUCAGGAGCAAAAGUCAACGCAACAGGAGCAGGCUGACUACGUGGACUCUCUGAUGGAGGCAGCGAGGCAUCACGACCUUCCUUCCUCUCUGGUUGAGCCGGUGGCCAUGUUGCAGGGGGAAGUGCAUGGCGCUCUGUGCGGCAUUAGCACCCGCUGUGAGGAGGCGCUGAAGCACUGCGAGCGGCUCCUGUGCAGCCUCAAGGAUAUGCUUGCUCUGGCCUCGGAACACCUGGAGAGGAACCUGCAGCUCCAGACUAGGACUCAGCUCCAGCAGCAGCUCAGCGAUCAUAUGAGGUUCUUCCAGUUUCUGAGCCAACAUUUACACAUCCUUCAGUUCCUGUCCAAGAGAAUUCCAGAGAGCGCCCUCCAGAGGUGGGGGGAUGUAAUGCGGCACCUUCAGGAGGAGGCGCUCCCACUGCAGAAGCAGGCGUUGGAGAAAGGGGUCAACAUGGGACAAAUCUUACAGAUGUGGUCACAGUGGGAGGAGGACGUCGCCUGGUCCGAGUCCCUGCUGAGGGGUCUUGAGACUUCUUAUCCCAGGAUGCACGUGGGGAGGAAUGCAUCAAAGAUGCUGUGCGUGUACCAGGAGCUGGGUUCCGUUCUGGAAAGGAACGCAGCUCGGUUCGGUCAGACUUUAAAGGUGGGACUCAAGCUCCAGAAGGCAGGCUGCACAGGAGUGGGCGUCGCCUGCAGUCAUCUGGAGGCCCGCUGGAGAGGUCUUCAGAAGAUGCUGAAGAUGGACAGUGCCAAAGUGGAGAGGAGGAGGAAGCUGAGGAACAGUUUCGUCUGUGACUUCGCUGCCCUCACGGCCUGGAUGGGCGGGGCCAGGGAAAUGAUUGACAGGUGGAGUCAACUAGUCAUCUCAGCUGCUGCAGAUGACACAGGCGGCAAGCAGAGGCAGGAAGAGUAUCGUCAAUUUGUGACGCUGAGCAAAGAGCUGGAGGAUCAAAGUGGACUAAAAGCUGUGCUUGUCAGCGCUGGCACCCAGCUUGAUGAGCUAAGUGAAGCUGAUGAAGACUCCGAUGAAGAUUCAGAGGCCCAAGUGUCCCUGCAGCAUGCCUCGGACCCCCAUCUUGAUUAUGUUGGCGCCCAGAUCAGACAGCUGGAACAGGACUGGUCUGGUCUGUUGGUGGACUUCCCCUUGGUCCAACAAGCUCUACACAAGUGGUGGGUGGAGACACUGAGCCACCAGGGGGCGCUGCUGGAGCUGCUGGUCUUGCUCGGGGAGGUUGAGUUUGGACUGGGAGAGCAACACAACCUCAUGGAACCAGCCUCGUGCACUAGCCUUGAGCUCAAACAGCUUCUUAAGUACUGUAAGGACUAUCAGGUGGAGAUGUCGGCCCAUCAGGCGACACUGGACCACGCCAGCCAGCCAUCACAGAGCUGCAGUACCGAGGAGGGCCAAAGGGGGCGCUAUGAAGACAACCAGUUUGCAGAAGAUCAGGGUCGCCUCAACCAUCACUGGCUCACUUUGCAGACAGUGCUUACCUCUCAGAGUGACAAGCUGGAGGAGGAGUUGAGGAUCAGGACAGAGCAGGAAGCCAGUCUUGUGCGGAUCGACAGCUGGAUCACAGAUCAGAACCUCUGGAUGGACUCGGCUCGCACCCCGCGCAGCCUGGGAGAGCUUCAGAGGAGUGUAGACACCUGCAAGAACCUCGAGGAGCAGAUCAAACUGAGAAGUGCGGCUCUGCAGGAGCUGUCAAACAAACCUGGCAGACAUUUUGUGUGCCAGGCUGAUGAGUCCCGCAUGUCUUGCAUUGCGCUAGCACAGCAGAAUGCAGCCAUGAAGAGUGGUCUGCUUGAAGCAAGGCGGCUGUGGCUCUCUGUGGACGAUAAACUUUGUCACGUGAGGCUGAGACAAGUGACGACGUCUCACACGUUGGAGCAUCUCCACGGCCCUCGACUCUCCCUGCAGGCUCACAGAGACCUCCUGCAUCAACUGGAGUGUAUUAAUGAGGAGAUGAAGACUUCAGAGGCAGAGUGGGACCAGCUAAAUCAAACCUUCACCUCCCUACAAGACCUCAUCCAUCCUGCUGCAGCCUCCCUUCUCAAUGAGGAGCUGACACGGCAGAGAGACAGUUGGACCAGCACGUCUGCGGCGUUGGACCAGCGCCUCAAGAGGAGCCGUAACAUCCUGUCACUGUGGGAUAUCUACGCCCAAAGUGCUGCUGCCUUCUCGCAGCGUCUGAAGGAUCUGAAGAGGGACACCACAUGCAUCCAGAGUGGAGCCAGCAGACUAGACAACACUGUGGACAACAUCACUGAGAAUGCACGCCAAGUUCAGACUCUGCGUGAGAGAGCCGAUGCUUUGGAAUUUGACCUGCAGGGAUUGUUGGAGAGCUCCAAGGACCUGAUUGGCUGCCUGGAGCCCUUAGCUGCAGCUUUGGUCCAAUCAGAGAGCAGGUUGUUGUCACGUGGUGCCCUUCAGCUGAGCGAGACGCUGGCUGGGAAGCAAGCUGAGCUGCAGGAAGAGCUGGACACACUGCAGGAGGUCAGCAGCCUUCUGGACGAGCUGGAGUCCAAACUGGAGCACUGGCUGGAGCGCCUGGAAGACACGGACCACACUUUUGAGCAGUCUGGCUUCCUGGAGCUGAGCGCUCUGACCGCCGAUUUGGACGUGCUCAACGAGCUGAGCCACGGCCUCACGCUGGGUGACGACGACGCACGCCGCCUGCAGCGACUCAACUGCCGUUGGAGAGACACCUCUGCCCGUGCCGAAGAGGCCUGCAGUGAGCUGCAGACAGAGGCGUUGAGGCAGCAGACGUUCGAGGGAAAGUGCGAGAGCUGGAUGGCGUUCCUGCAGAGGAUGGAGGACCAGCUGGCCGUCGACGUGUCAGGCUCGUACGCCGGCCUCAGGCAGCAGCUGUGCACUCACAAGCGCUUCCAGGUGGAGCUGUCCAUCGGCCACCAGAUCCUUCAUUCCGUCAUCUCCGACGCGCUUCGGCUGCUGCAGAGAGGAGAGGUGGACGACAGGAGUGACUUCAUCCUGAAGCUGACCCAGUUGAGGGAGCACUGGCAGGGCGCCGUGCAGAGGGCCGACCAGCGGCGCUCCCUGGUGGAGGGCCUGGUCAGGCAGUGGCACCUGUAUCGCCGCAGCCUGAGGAAGCUGCAGCGCUUCCUGUCUGACACUCAGAUCCUGCUGCCGCUUGCCGGGCCCACCCGAUGCACCCUGCAGCAGCUGCGAUGCUCGCUCCAGGACCUCCAGCACACCGAGCUGCUCUUCCAGAGGUACCAGUGCAGUUUCAUCCAUACCCUGGAGGUGGGCCGUCAGCUCUUCUCCAUGGCUGAUGAGGAGACCCAGAACCAGAUCCAGACGGACCUGGGAACGCUGCAGGAGGAGUGGGACAACCUCCAACGUCUGCUGAGCCGCAGGCUGGACCUGGCUCAGGUCAUUGUGGAGAACUGGGAGCGCUGUGAGGCAGGACUGGCAGACAAAACAAUGCAGCUGAAGGACAUGAAGACCAGACUCAACCAGUUGCUGCCAGAGUUUGACGGCCAGCUGCACAACAACAAGGAGAACGAGGACUCCCUGGAAGACUGGGCUGAGAGCCUCACAGAGCUGAGCACCAUGAAGACGGACCUGAGUCAGUACAUCAUGGCUGAUGAUGUGUUGCUGCUGGAGGAGCAGGUGGAGCACCUGCACUGCCAGUGGGAGGAGCUCUGCCUUAAGGUGUCUCUACGCAAGCAGGAGAUCGCAGAUCGCCUCAACGCGUGGAUCAUCUUCAAUGAGAAGAACAAGGAGUUGUGCGAGUGGCUCGCACACAUGCAGAACGAAGUGGCGCACACCUCCGACCUCAACAUUGAGGAAAUGGUGGAGAAGCUGAAGAAGGACUGCAUGGAGGAAAUCAACCUGUUCAGUGAGAACAAAACCCAUUUGAAGCAGCUGGGAGAACAACUCAUCAGCGCCAGCAACAAGACCAAGGAGAGUGAGGUCAACGACAAGGUGAAGGAUGUCAACGACCGCUGGCAGCAUCUGUUCGAUCACAUCGAGGCCAGGGUGAGGAAGCUAAAGGAGACUUUGGUGACAGUGCAGCAGUUGGACAAGAACAUGAGCAACCUGCGCACGUGGUUGUCUCGCGUGGAGGCCGAGCUCUCCAAGCCACCGGUCUACGACGUCUGCCACAGUGACGAAAUCCAGAGGAAGCUGGCCCAGCAGCAGGACCUGCAGCGAGACAUUGAGCAGCACACGGAGAGCGUGGCAUCAGUGCUGUCACUGUGUGACGUCUUGCUGCACGAUGCCGAUGCCUGCGGCAGUGAUUCAGAGAAUGACUCCAUCCUGCAGACCACCCGCAGCCUGGACCUCCGCUGGAGGAACAUCUGCGCGAUGUCCAUGGAGAGGAGGAUGAGGAUUGAGGAGACCUGGCGUCUCUGGUGCAAGUUUCUGGACGACUACGCUCGCUUUGAGGACUGGCUGAAGGCGGCCGAGCUGACGGCGGCCAACCCUGACUCAGCUGAUGUCCUCUACACCAGUGCCAAGGAGGAGCUGAAGAAAUUUGAGGCCUUCCAGAGGCAGGUCCACGAGCGUCUGACUCAGCUGGAGCUGGUCAACAAACAGUACCGUCGCCUGGCCCGGGAGAACCGCACGGAUGCCGCCAGCAAACUCCGCGUCAUGGUGGCCGAGGGAAACCGUCGGUGGGACGGCCUGCAGAGGCGGGUGGGAGCCGUGUUGCGCAGACUGAAGCAUUUCACGUCUCAGAGAGAAGACUUUGAGGGGACUCGUGAGGGGAUCCUGGUCUGGCUGACAGAGAUGGACCUCCAGCUCACCAACGUGGAGCACUUCUCUGAGAGUGACAUUGACGACAAGAUGAGGCAGCUGGACGCGUUCCAGCAGGAGAUCACACUCAACACCAACAAGAUUGACGCCCUCAUCGUGUUUGGGGAGAACUUGAUCCAGAAAAGCGCUCCUCUGGAUGCUGUACUGAUCGAGGAUGAGCUGGAGGAGCUCCACUCGUACUGCCAGGAAGUAUUUGGACGUGUGGCCCGCUUCCACCACCGCCUGGUCCACAGACGCCCGGUGCUUGAGGAGGAGAGGGAGCUGUCUGAUCUGGACAACUCUCCUGAGCCCAGCAGCGUCCCCUCUUGGAGGGACACCUUUAAGAAAGACAGCACCGGACGUCAGACCAUAUGUCAUCUCCUGGUGCCGCCUCUGGAGCAUUCAGGGAGAGAGACUCCCGUUAGCGUGGACUCCAUCCCGCUAGAGUGGGACCACACGGUCGAUGUUGGAGGGUCUUCAUCACACGAGGACGACGAGGAUUCCACCUUCUUCAGCACCGUGUCAGUGAAGUCUGUUUGCGGUGCACCAAGCUGGCACCAGCCUGACUCCAGAGACGUGGCGUCCCUCCCGCCGCACGCCGCCGCUACUUGCUUCCACCAGCAGGGCUACGCGAAACUGAUGUCAGAGUGCAGCGGCAGCAUCAACAAUGUCAAGAGAGUCAAGUUGAUCCUCAACGACGAUGACGAGGAAUUGGAAGUUUCCAGUCUAACAAGCAGCACCGCCCACAAACACACAGGCACAGGUGUGAUUGAGCGCUGGGAAGUUCUCCAGGCCGAGAAGGUGUGCAAGGAGGCGGACAUCAAGCAGAACCUGCAGCAGUGGCACCAGCUCCACGCCGACCUCAAGCAUGUCACCUCCUGGCUGGACACCGUACUUCCUGAGCUGGAGAGGCUGCAGAACAUCACGCCGUCCACCAGCGUCAAGGACUUUGAACGCAACAUCAGGACGCUCAAGGAGAUGCAGAGGACGUUCAGUAGCUACAAGCGUGUGCUGAUAUCCGUCAACCUGAGCAGUCGUCACUUCUUGCGGGCCGACAGCGCCGAGCUGCGGGAGCUGAAGGCCCGGCUGAGCUCAGCCAAUCGGGGUUGGACAGGGGCGUGCGGUGCUCUGGAGCGCUGGGAGGCCACGCUGCACGCCGCGCUCAUGCAGUGUCUGGAGUUCCACGAGACACUGCGCUCGCUGCUGACGUGGUUGGCUCAGGUGGAGAACAAACUGAGCGACAUCAGCCUAAGACACCAUGAGACGUCGUCACACGCCGUCCUGAUAGAACGUCAGACACUCACGGCCCUCCAGGAGGAGAUGCGCAGCCGCCAGCCUGAGGUGUCAUCGCUGCACGCCAUCGCCACCCAGCUCCUCCUGGAGGCCAAAGAGGAGGACAGCGUGGAGGCCAAGGAGAAGGUCCACGUCAUAGGCAACAAGUUGUGUCUCCUCCUGAGACACGCCGACACGCUCCAGAACGCCAUUCAGCAACAUCUGGAGGAAGAGGACGAUCCAGCAGACCAAGGACAGACACUCACUAGAAGACGGGAGCCUCCCUUGCGCCGCCCUCUCCUGUCCCGCGUCCUGCGGGCGGCGUUUCCGCUGCAGCUGCUGCUGCUGUUGCUGCUGGCGUUGGUGUGCUUGGUGCCGCCAUCGGAGGAUGAGUACAGCUGCACGCUCAGCAACAACUUUGCCCGCUCCUUCUACCCCAUGCUGAGGUACACCAAUGGACCCCCUCCAACAUGAGUGUGUGUGUGUGUGUAAAGAUGUUAUUUAUUGAUUGGUGAAAAGCCAUAAAGACUAUUUUACUAGCUAGAUUUUAUUUUCAUGACGCUUUGUACAAAACAUUGUUUUUAUGUGUAAAUCCUCACUUUUUAUCCACUGAAAGCCAACUUUGAAGUCUUGAAUGUUGUACAGAACGAGCAGUCCUUUAUUUUAGCGUCGCACACUUGGAGUCAUCAAUCAUGUCCGCAAUGUGGACGACAUCUUGAGAAACAAUUUGCUGUGUUUUUUCAGAUCAAGCAUGAUUUAUUUCUGUUGGCUCAUCAAGCUAACGUGUUAGCGUGGUUUUGAGCGGCACCAUCUCGAAGAAAUGCUAUCUCGCUAGCUUCUAAGCAGCUAAAAACAAAGAAUAAAAUAACAGGUAAAGAACUUCUAAUUUGUACGACUUUGUAAAUUGUCCAUUUCUGAUGUGUUUAUGAUGUGCUACUAGCAUUAGCGUCUUGUUUGCCCUCUAGUGGUCAACCUAACAACACAGACUAUAAUAAGAAUACAGUGUUCCCUCGCUACAUCGCGGUUCAACUUUUGCUGAUUCGCAGUCUUUUUUAACUGCAAUUUUGCAUAUUUUUUUAACAGCGCAUUGUGUUCUUGGUCCUUGUGGUGUAUUAGAGCUAGGGCUGGGCGAUAUAUUGAUAUUUUUUAAAUAUCGAUAUUUACUUAAGCACGAUAUCAAAACCAACCAUAACAUUAUUGACAUAGCCUGGAUUUGCGCUGUAUCUCCCUCAUCCCUGCACGCAGGAGGAGGGAUGAAGGGCGCAGCAGAAGCCCGGCGGCUCCAGUCAAAGUGACAGCGUCUGUGGGGAACCUGCACUAUGCCGAUAAACGAGGGAACACUGUAUUAUCAUGUUGAACAAUUGUGUGCGUGCUUAAUGUUUGUGUGAAACACUACAACGUGAAUGUACACACUUCACCCUCUGAAGGUAGUGACUAACGUAGACGUCACAGCACAUCAUCGAAGUUCAAAGUCAACCAAGAACAAGAACACCAAAGUGUGAAACGUUUGGAUUUAUUUGUCAUCUUUUUAUGAUAGCAUGUAUGCUUGAACAAUAAACAUCAGCGACA